AUGGCUGUGGCCAGCGGCGACCCGGAAGUUCUCGACUUUGUGCUGGAGCAUCGCAAACUCGAAGAUUUCACAAGUCACACAUGGAAACAUUGUUUCCGCUUUGGUGACAAACUUUUGUUACAAAAACUCAUUCACUAUCAGUACCAGCAGCAGCAAUAUCUCCUGCAGCAACAACCACCCCUCCACCCCCAAGAAACACAAGCACUCAUCGUCCGAGCAGCAUCACCACCACCAUCAUCAUCAGCAGCAACAACAACACAACUCACAACAACUAUCUCACUCUGCUUCAUCGUCGUCUCUCACAAACAACUCACUUUCCAACUCGGCAUCGGCACCGUCUUCUCUCAACUCACUCUCACUAAACUCGUCGUCGCCAAACUCACAAACUUUCUCACUCUCACUCACUUCCUCACCGCUUUCCAGUUCCAUUCUAAGCAGCACCGCCGCUACAACCAGCACAUCAACAACCAACAACAACAGCAAUAA
Heterostelium album PN500 is the source of this 486-nucleotide messenger RNA. RefSeq lists its product as uncharacterized. The transcript has a single exon. NCBI's taxonomy places the organism in Eukaryota, Evosea, Eumycetozoa, Acytosteliales, Acytosteliaceae. The record is from RefSeq and is a predicted model, not a curated record. The coding region runs from base 1 to 486 and encodes 161 amino acids.